UCUUAUAUAAACUAUAUGAGCCUUUUCUUUUUCCAUCUCCCUCAGCGGCUUCUGUGUAUUUCCAUGACGUCACGCAACUCAAAUGUAAAGGGGAGCGAGAGAGAGAUUUAGGGUUUGAGGAGACCGGGGGGAAGCUGAUAAGCUUAGAGUAGGAGGAGCUACGAUGCUUUAGGAACUCUCUUUUUCCCUUUAUAGCUCUUCUUCGUCUUCUUCUUGUUCUGUUCUUCUUGUUUAGUCCGAAUCAUGAACCACACUGGCCGAGAGGAGGAGGACUGGUUCUUAAGCAUGGGUCUGUGAUGAUCUGGAGAAGCAGGAGAGAGGGGAGGGAGAAGAAGAGGGCAAAAUGCAACCAGGGUAUGGAAUUCCAGAGAUCCAACAAUUCAUGGUGGAUUCUACCUUCUUUACGCCUCCCAAUGAGUUGAACCCAUCUUCCCAGCAGAAGCACCACCACCACCUGCAGCUUCAGCAGCAGCACCACCACCAACAGCAGCACCAGCAGCAGAGCAGGAGCUACAGUACUUACCAGCACCUCCACCCGUUUCUUGAGUUUCAAGACUUGCAGCAGCCGAGGGUGCACCCUCAACCGCCGCAUCUGCUCCUCGAGGCGGGGCCGGAGAACGUCCCUUCCGCUCGCCUUUUCCCUUUCGUGUCCAAUUUCAGGCAUGUGGUGGACGCCGACGAGCCCGGAUGCAGCCGCGAGAGGCAGCACCGCCACCACCAUCUUGCAGACGAUGAUUUGUCUCUUGGGGACGACGGCUUGGACCGGAGGUGGCCCAGAGAGGAAGUGGUCGGUGCCAAGAGCCCCAUGGAUUCCGUCAGAGGACCAGUUUGGAAGCUUUCAGGUUUCGGCCACAAUGAAGAGAAUGGGCAGGCACCCGUCACGAAGAGAUACAGGAAGGGGGAAGAAAACGAGCUGCCGCCGGAGAGCAAGAACAGUUGCAGUACCAGCUACCGCCUCUUCAAUGAGCUCGAGCUCAUCUUAUCCCGAGAGCUGCAGGCAGGUUCGGGGUCGGCGCUCACCGGUGACAACAACCCUCCUCCGCCGGCGGGCAACCCUAGCUCUGCGGCCGAAACCGCCGGUGCCCACGUCGACCUGGCUUCCGAGACCUCCCCAGACGAGGAGGGCUCGCUUAGAAAGAUGCAGCAACUUGAGGUGCAGCAACUUGAGGAGCAACAACAGAGGAAGAAGAAGAGGAAGAGGAAGCAACAGCAGCAAUUGGGGUCGAUUGCAGCCUUCUUCGAGAAAUUAGUGAACCAGCUGAUGGAGCACCAGGAGGCGCUGCACCGCAAGUUCAUGGAGGUGAUGGAGAAGAGAGACCAAGAGAGGCAGAGAAGGGAGGAGGAAUGGCGUCGGCAGGAGGCGGCGAGGCUCACCAAGGAGAGGGCACUCCGCUCUCAGGAGGAAGCCGCCGCGUCGUCGAGGGAGGCCGCCAUCAUCUCCUUCCUGGAAAAGUUCGCCAACGAGUUAGCCAACCUACCAACCAAGAGGCCGGACGUCACCAUCAGCCAGAAUGAGACCUCGACACAGCCGGAGACGACGUCGGAGACCAACCGGGAAAGCGGCGAAAACCGGCGGUGGCCCAAGUCGGAGGUGAACGCUCUGAUCAAGGUGCGAGGCCGGUUGGAGGGAAAGUUCCGGGAGCCCGGCCUCAAGGGACCGCUCUGGGAGGAGGUGAGCUCAGCCAUGGCUGCCAUGGGCUACGCGAGGAGCGCCAAGAGGUGCAAGGAGAAGUGGGAGAACAUCAACAAGUACUUCAGGAAGACGAAGGACAGUACCAAGACGCGAUCCAAGCAAUCCAAGACGUGCCCUUACUUCCACCAGCUCGACCUCCUUUACAGCAACAAAGCCGUCGCCUCCGCCGCUGCCGCUGCCGGCGCUCCCACCAACACAGAACUCUUAGACGCAAUGCUGACCGCCGGUGGCAGCCGCAAGGAGGAGAUCGGCGCAGGCAGCAGCAGGAGCCUGAUGGCCAACGGCGAGAACGACAAUGAGGAAGGCGGGAAUGAGGAGGAAGACGACGAGGAUGUGGAGGAGGAAGACGAAGUCGAAGACGAUGAUGAAGAAGAAAGGGAGAAGCAGCAACACGACGAGAGGAAGAGAGGAAAGAGAAAGGAGAGAGAGGGGGAGGCGGAAGGAGAGGAAUAGGGCGUGCAGUCUGGGUCACUAAGCUUGUUCAUAAUCUAACGGCUAGAACAAAUACCGCCGCUUCCUCUCCGGCCGUCGCCACCACCACCUCAGGCCAUGGUGGCUCAGCUGUGGGGGAAAGAGAACGGUUUUCUCUAAGCAUCCUUUCAUCAUCAACAACGAGGCCUUUUCAUUAGCGUCACCGUUAUCAAUUAUUAUUAUUAUUGCUCCAUUAUUCUUUUCUUUUUCAAGAGAUGUAUUUGUGAAUUUUGAGCAGGAAGAAUAAGAAAAAUUAUCUUGUUUAUCAA
Molecule: messenger RNA, 2433 nt
Organism: Nymphaea colorata (pocket water lily)
Lineage: Eukaryota; Viridiplantae; Streptophyta; Magnoliopsida; Nymphaeales; Nymphaeaceae
Product: trihelix transcription factor DF1-like
Exons: 3
Coding region: 344-2146 (600 amino acids)
Source: RefSeq, a predicted model, not a curated record